This is a messenger RNA of Pogoniulus pusillus (Red-fronted tinkerbird), 1008 nucleotides long. It is a transcript of the gene TMED4, whose product is annotated as transmembrane p24 trafficking protein 4. Gene Ontology annotation, biological process: intracellular protein transport; positive regulation of canonical NF-kappaB signal transduction; Golgi organization. Gene Ontology annotation, cellular component: COPII-coated ER to Golgi transport vesicle; endoplasmic reticulum; Golgi apparatus. The coding region runs from base 16 to 879 and encodes 287 amino acids. The record is from RefSeq and is a predicted model, not a curated record. Lineage: Eukaryota; Metazoa; Chordata; Aves; Piciformes; Lybiidae. The transcript has 5 exons.
CCGCCUCUGCUGCGCAUGCGCCGCUCGCCGCCGGCCACUCAGCGCUCCCCACGCCGCACCAGCGGCUGCCCGCCGGGUCCUAAUGCCCGCCUCCGCCGCGCAUGCGCACAAGGCGGGGAGCGGAGGGACUGCGCCUGCGCCCCGGGGCCGCGGCGGUGUCUGCGCCUGCGCGGUGAGGCCCCCCCGGGCCGUGGCGACGCGGCCAUGGCGAGCGGCGGAGCGCUGCGGGUCGCCGUUACCGCCGUGCUGCUGGCGGCCUGGGGCGCUCACGGCCUUUACUUCCACAUCGGUGAGACGGAGAAGCGCUGCUUCAUCGAGGAGAUCCCGGACGAGACCAUGGUUAUCGGUAACGGGCAGGAACUACCGACGCAGCUGUGGGAUAAGCAGUCCGAGUCCUUCUGCCCUCCACCCCGGGGCUGGGGCAUGCACGUGGAGGUGAAGGAUCCCGACGGCAAGGUGGUGCUGUCGCGGCAGUACGGCUCCGAGGGACGCUUCACCUUCACCUCCCACACGCCCGGCGAGCACCAGAUCUGCCUGCACUCCAACUCCACCCGCAUGGCUCUCUUCGCUGGGGGCAAACUGCGUGUGCACCUGGACAUCCAGGUGGGGGAACACACCAACAACUACCCCGAGAUCGCUGCCAAGGACAAGCUGACCGAGCUGCAGCUCCGCGCCCGCCAGCUCCUCGACCAGGUGGAGCAGAUCCAGAAGGAGCAGAACUACCAGAGGUACCGUGAGGAGCGCUUCCGCAUGACGAGCGAGAGCACCAACCAGAGGGUGCUGUGGUGGUCCAUUGCCCAGACCAUCAUCCUCAUCCUCACUGGCAUCUGGCAGAUGAGGCACCUCAAGAGUUUCUUCGAGGCCAAGAAGUUGGUGUAGCCUCCUCCCCCCCCCCCACUACCCAACCCGGAGGGGUGCUCGCGACACCGACUGGGGGCUCCCUCGGUCCUGUUAGGGCUCCCUCGGUCCUGUUAGGGCUCCCUCGGUCCUGGAGGAGCUCCCUCAGUC